Molecule: messenger RNA, 3053 nt
Organism: Drosophila biarmipes
Lineage: Eukaryota; Metazoa; Arthropoda; Insecta; Diptera; Drosophilidae
Gene: Nrk
Product: tyrosine-protein kinase transmembrane receptor Ror2
Exons: 4
Coding region: 12-2195 (727 amino acids)
Biological process (GO): cell surface receptor protein tyrosine kinase signaling pathway; protein phosphorylation; positive regulation of kinase activity
Cellular component (GO): signaling receptor complex
Molecular function (GO): transmembrane receptor protein tyrosine kinase activity; protein binding; ATP binding
Source: RefSeq, a predicted model, not a curated record
AAAACACAGCCAUGGCUGCCGGGCAAUGGGUGGGGGUGGCUGAGCGGGUGCUUCGUGGGCUGGGGGUCAAGAGGGUAGCCAGCCUGGCUUGCCUGGCGAUGUGCGUGCUCUUCCUCGCCAGUGCCACGCACGCGAACUCCCUGAACGCCAUCGAGGAGCCCGUCACCCGGCGCCACCACCAGCGACAUCACGAACGGGAACGCGAGCGGGAGGAGAACGGAUAUUGCGCUCCGUACAGCGGCAAGGUGUGCAAGGAGUACCUCACCGGCCAGGUGUGGUACAGCCUUGAUGAUCCAACCGGCGGAUGGAAGAACGAGCAGGUGACCACGGCGCUCUGGGACGAGCUAAUCUCCGAUCUCACGGGUCUAUGCCGAGAGGCCGCCGAGAAAAUGCUCUGCGCCUAUGCCUUUCCCAACUGCCACAUGGAGGGUGGUCGCGCUGUGAAGGCUCCCCUCUGCUUCGAGGACUGCCAGGCCACACACCUGCAGUUCUGCUACAACGACUGGGUGCUCAUCGAGGAGAAAAAGGAGCGCAACAUGUUCAUCAAGAGCCGCGGGCACUUCCGGUUGCCCAACUGCUCCUCCUUGCCGCACUACAACGCCUCCAUGCGGCGGCCCAACUGCUCCUAUAUCGGGCUCACCGAGCUCAAGGAGUCGGAAGUGAGCUACGACUGCCGCAAUGGCAAUGGCCGCUUCUACAUGGGCACCGCAAACGUGUCAAAGUCUGGCAUUCCCUGCCAGCGCUGGGACACUCAGUUCCCCCACAAGCACUUCCAACCUCCUCUGGUCUUCCAUCAGCUCCUGGAAGGCGAAAACUACUGCCGAAAUGCGGGUGGCGAGGAGCCGCACCCCUGGUGCUAUACUGUGGAUGAAUCAGUGCGCUGGCAGCACUGCGAUAUACCCAUGUGUCCGGACUACGUGGACCCCAAUGCCGGCGAUUUGAAUACGCCGAUCAAGAUGGAAAAGUUCUUCACGCCCUCGAUGAUUUUCCUGCUGGCUGGGAUUGGUUUCGUGGCCAUCGUGACCCUGCACCUAAUGAUUCUACUCGUCUACAAGCUGUCGAAACAUAAGGACUAUUCGCAACCCCCAGGAGCAGCCACAGCCACGGAUUGCAAUGUCUCUAUGCGCGGAGGAGGAGAGUGCGGCGGUAAUUUGAACACCAGUCGGGAAACCCUCGGAGGCAACGGGAACACCAAUACCUUGGGCAAAUGGGGCACCAUCCGAAGCACGGCCACUGUUCACAGCAAUUGUGUGGCCCUUACCACGGUGACCAGUGUGCCGGAUGGUAAGGGCUCCAAGCCGAAUGCACGCCUGGAAAAGCUGGAGUACCCACGUGGCGAUAUAGUGUAUGUGAGAUCCCUUGGCCAGGGGGCUUUCGGUCGAGUCUUCCAGGCCAGAGCUCCUGGACUUGUCCCCGACCAGGAGGAUCUCCUAGUGGCCGUGAAAAUGCUGAAGGACGACGCCAGCGAUCAGAUGCAAAUGGAUUUCGAGCGGGAGGCCUGUCUGCUGGCCGAGUUCGAUCAUCCCAACAUCGUCCGGCUGCUGGGCGUGUGCGCCUUGGGCAGACCCAUGUGCCUACUCUUCGAGUACAUGGCUCCCGGCGAUCUCAGUGAGUUCCUGCGAGCCUGCUCCCCAUAUGCCACCCACCAGGCGCCGGCACGGGACCGUCUGCAGCUGAAUGAGCUACACCUGCUGCAGAUGGCCGCAAACAUUGCAGCGGGCAUGUUGUAUCUCUCAGAGCGAAAGUUCGUCCACCGGGACUUGGCCACCAGGAAUUGCUUAAUCAACGAGCACAUGGCGGUGAAGAUCGCCGACUUUGGGCUAUCGCACAAGAUCUAUCUGCAGGACUACUACAAGGGCGACGAGAACGACUUCAUCCCGAUCCGAUGGAUGCCGCUCGAGAGCAUCCUGUACAACAAGUUCUCGCUGGAGUCCGAUGUGUGGGCCUACGGCAUCUGCCUGUGGGAGGUCUUCUCCUUCGCCCUGCAACCGUACUUCGGCCUGACCCACGAGGAGGUGAUCAAGUACAUCAAGGAGGGCAAUGUGCUCGGCUGUCCGGACAACACGCCGCUCUCCGUAUACGCGCUGAUGCGUCGUUGCUGGAACCGCAAGCCGAGUGAGCGUCCUGGCUUCGCAGAGAUCAAUCACUGCAUCCAGCACAGCAUUGCCGAGAGUGAGUGCAAAGCGAUGCUCUAAGGGACCGCCGACGGAGUUGUGAGAGGAAAUCAGUGUACCACAGAACUAUCGUCCGCCGUCUUCCGGGGCAUCCAAUAGAACCGUAUAUACACGCCAGGGUGGGGGGAAAAAUCGUAGAUGGGAAUGUCAUCUUAAAAAAAAAUCAAACUUUUUAUUUUAAGCUUAAUUGGCACAUUCGUAUACCUGAUAUCACGAGUUUAUAUCCUGUUGUAUCAGAGAAAGCCCUAUUUAGAAUUACUUAUGAUUUUAAAGAUGACUCUCCCAAGCUAUUAUUUUUGAAUUCAACCCACCUUAUUAAACACUCUUUUAUACUAACAUAUGCAAAUUGAUUUGAAAAAUUGCACUAGGUGAGAUCAGAAGGGCAACAGGAUUGUGAUUAAGUUAGUUUCGAGACCACUCCAUAUCGUUAAGAAAUCGCUACGGUACUAUGUCUUUCAAUUGAUGCUUCCUCAGCGAACUUUGUUUACUUGAUUCAGACACUAUUUUGAUAUAAUUAUACCCCUGAUCUCUCGUCACCAAUCGAAUAGUCUGCCACAACGAACGCAUCAUCAACGUUUCGUACUCAUAUCUAGUCUGUAGUUUAAGUUUAUAUAUAUGCGCAUAUGUAGAUUGCAUUUUAAUGGGAUUCAUUUUUGACUAGGCUUAAGCUCUGCCAUCGCAGCACUCACAAAGAUCUCUGAUCGCUGGGUGGGCGAACAUGAACCACACACCGGAGACCAUCAAAACAAUAAGUUAUAUGAGAUAUGGAAUAUUUAGAGAACUGUCUACAGCCCGCAUUUCUGGGCACCUUUACAUAAUCUUUGUAACUAAAACAACGUGUUGAUUGUAAUUUGUAUAAAUAAACCAUCCAUAACCGUA